This is a messenger RNA of Ornithodoros turicata, 1032 nucleotides long. Its product is annotated as zinc finger protein Gfi-1b-like. The record is from RefSeq and is a predicted model, not a curated record. The transcript has 4 exons. Gene Ontology annotation, cellular component: nucleus. Gene Ontology annotation, biological process: urogenital system development; regulation of transcription by RNA polymerase II; embryo development. Gene Ontology annotation, molecular function: RNA polymerase II transcription regulatory region sequence-specific DNA binding; DNA-binding transcription factor activity, RNA polymerase II-specific. Lineage: Eukaryota; Metazoa; Arthropoda; Arachnida; Ixodida; Argasidae. Bases 23 to 793 code for a protein of 256 amino acids.
CCGUGAUUGGGGAACUGCUAGGAUGCCUCGCUCCUUCCUCGUGCGUCGCGUAGGGCUCUCUUACGUGCACGAAAGCGCUUCGGCCGUGUUUUCUCCUCUCCACUACGAAGAUUCUGUAGGGGGCCUUUCGCGGAGCAGCAGUCCGUCACGCAGUCCCUCCCCGGAGGAAAACAAGGAUGCAGUAAGCAUGUCCACAAAUUUCUCCAUAGAAGUUCUGCUGGGGCUGAGACCUGAGAGAGAUUGCAAAUGCAACCUGUGCAACAAAAACUUCAGUACGGCACAUGGCUUGGAGGUUCACUCUAGGAGAUGUCAUUCAGGACGAGAGUUGGAGUUUCCUUGCCUGAAGUGUCCAAAGAGUUUCAACCACGAGGUGACCCUGCGGCACCACCAGAGCGUCAUCCAUGCACCUCAACGCAGCUUUCAGUGCCGGCUCUGCGGGAAAUGCUUCAAACGCUCUUCCACCCUUUCAACGCACCUCUUAAUUCAUUCGGACACCAGGCCAUAUCCGUGUGAAUAUUGUGGGAAGCGUUUCCAUCAGAAGUCCGACAUGAAGAAGCACACCUAUAUACAUACAGGAGAAAAACCUCACAAAUGCAAGGUGUGCGGAAAAGCCUUCAGCCAGUCAUCGAACCUCAUUACGCAUAGCAGGAAACAUACGGGUUUCAAGCCUUUUGCGUGCGAAGUCUGCGGAAGAGCUUUUCAACGCAGAGUUGACCUCCGGAGACACAGAGAGACGCAACAUCAACGACCGACAGCGAUAGAACCUCCACCUGGUCCUUCUCCUAGUGUUUGAAUGUUGCAUUUUGAAAGGACACACGGUGCCUUUACGCGCGACAUGUUCAACAAAUCGGAAAGCGGCAGAAACAUAUCUGGUGUACGAGUAUCACAGUACCAUGUAGGCCACGGCCGGCUUCAAGAGUCAAGGGGCCGUCAAGAGUCAAGCCGUCGUCGUCCAGAGAAUUCCUCUUUCACUUCUUCUCCUAUAUCCCGCCUAUGAACAGGUGGAGGUGGGAGCACGAUGUCUCCCUUGCU